UACUCCCUCCAUCCGCCCUGCUUGCAUCCUUACCUCCAUAUCUCACACACGUCUUCAGCUCAUGGCGCAUCUUCAUCUGCGCAGUCCUGUGAUGUUGCUUCAUCCUCAUCCUCUCUGUACAGACUGGACGUCAUGAAAUCGGCCCAUUGAACUGAUGAUCAGCAUCGGCAUAAUGAACUUUGCACCCCCCCUUUUUUCCUUCUACCUGAUGCUGCACAAUGUAAGAGAUGUGUUAUCAGGGCAGUGCUGGCAGGGGCCGACUUAUUCUGAGACGGUAGUGUCUCCUGAGUUGAGGAGCAGCAGCAUCUUGAGGGUUCCAGAGGUGUUGACUCUGGCCCAGUGUGUAGGUGCAUGCUGUGAUCUUCCAGGCUGUGACCUGGCCUGGUUGUUUGAGAGACGCUGCUACAUCCUCAGCUGUCAGGAAAAAGAAAACUGUCAACCCAAAAAGAGGCCUGGGACAGACUCAAGGUUAACCUUCCUACAGCGUCGGCGGCCACAGACCCUGGUACUGCAGUCCCUGGUACGGGGCGAACCUUAUAGCAGUCACUGGCGUCCACUGCCCAGACACAGAGGCCCAGACAACCCUCUGAAGGACCUGGCUUUGCUGGAGGAUAUUCAAAAUUUGGAGAACAACAAUGCAAUGGAGUAUGAUGAAAGUUACAGGACUGAGGAGGAUGACAUCAGUGAAGAAAGUACUGCCUCAAAGAUGGAAAAGGAGAAGAGUCAAAGACUACUUGACUGGCCUCUUGCUGAAAGAGAUGGAUUUAACUUCUCAGAGACAGAGGGGGGCAAAAUAAAGCUCUCUGUAAUGGAGAGCACUGAGGGCAUCCAGGUAACACCAAGCCCCUCUCUAGAAGUGUCAAAUGGAAGCAGAACAAUUCCCAGUCCAACAGAACCUUCAUGGAGCCCUUCAGCAUUUAGUGUGCCUACUAUAAAGGAUGAGGAAGAUCUGUUUAACAUCUCCUUCACGGAUUUGGACCCCACAGCCAUACCGCAGGUGAUGAAUGCAGAUCCGUCCAAACUGAGCCCAUUCAGAAGCUCUCUACCUUCGUUUCCACCUAACAUUGGAUAUACAACUCCAAGCACCUCUUCACUUCCAGCUGAAGCCCUGGUUGUGUCUAUUGGAGAUGUUGCUGAUAUAAUACUGCCUGAGAAUACUGUAGAACUAACUGCAUCGGUUGAUUCACACACUGAAACUGAGAAUCCAUAUACAUAUGAAUGGAGUUUUGUACGUGCACCCAUUGGGCAACCAGGAGUGAUGGAAGGAAAACAUAAGAGGACUGUAAAGGUCUCUGAGCUGUCUGCUGGUGUGUAUGUUAUCAAAAUAAGUGUGAGAGGGAAGCAGGCAUUUGGUGAAAGUGCUGUAAACUUCACUGUGCAUCCUGAGGUUAGCCUGAAUAUGCCACCCAAAUCAGUUGCUCUGCCCAAGCACCAAGAUGUAUCUCAAUCUGUUGAUACCAUCGUUUUCAUUAAUGGCAGCCAGAGUUCUGAUGACUCAGGAAUUGUCAGUUAUCUGUGGGAACAGGUGGAUGGACCAUUGUGGAGCAGGGAAGGUCCUAUGAACACACCAGUACUUGCACUACAGAACAUUUAUCCUGGAGACUACACAUUCAGGCUAACUGUGGUGGAUUCUGAGGGACUUAGUGACUCCACCACUGCCACAGUGAAAGUCAGCAGUCCUAUAGAUGAGCCUCCAGUGGCUAUAGCAGGCACUGAUCAGAUCAUCAGGCUUCCCCUGAACCAUCUGACUUUGUGGGCUAAUCAGAGCACAGAUGAUCAUGGCAUCAGCAGCUUUCUGUGGAGUCUUCAGCCCAGCAGCCCAGCCAAAUCAGGAACUAUACAGGGUGCCAGAUCUCAAGUUCUCCAGCUCUCCGAUCUCCAGGAGGGUCAGUACAUUUUCCAACUCACUGUCACUGACUCCAUUGGUCAACAAGAUUCAGACACAGUCACAGUCACUGUACUUGCUGACAACAGUGCUCCUGUAGCUGUGGCAGGCCCUGACAGAGAACUGAUUCUUCCUGUGAGCAGUAUUACUCUGAAUGGCAGUGACAGCACUGAUGAUCAAGCCAUUACCAGCUACCAGUGGGAAAUCCUUAGUGGUCCUCCUGGAUCAGAGAUAAAGGAUGCAAGCAAAGCAGUUGCACAAGUCUCAGGCCUGCAUGCUGGGAGUUUCAGGGUUAAACUAACGGUGCAGGAUGAGCAGGGGGCAUGUGACAGCGCUGUUCUCACUCUUACAGUCAAAGAAGCUGAAAGUCUGCCACUCACCGCCCAUGCAAGUGGUAGCCACACACUUACCUUACCCAAUAACUCUCUGGUGCUGAGAGGCUCUGUGUCUAACUGCGGCUCCACAAAUGUGUCCUUCUUGUGGGUCAGAGACGAGCAAAGUCCAGCUGCAGGGGAUAUUCUUUUUGGUUCAGAUCAUGAGCCAUCUUUGUACUUGGCUAACCUCGUAGAGGGCACUUACCUGUUCCAGCUGCGAGUCAGUGAUGGUCAGGGUCGCUCCAGCACUGCAAUGGCUACAGUAGAAGUCCGUCCUGAUGUGCGAGAGCGGGAGGAGGUCGAGUUAGAGCUGCAGGUCCCCUUAGCUCAGAUCAGUAAGCAGCAGAAGGAGUCAGUGGUGAGGCAGUUGGCUGCCCUGCUACAUGUGCUUGAUGCAGACAUCAGUAUGAAGGGCCUGCAUGGGCAGUCAGAUAUCAGCACCGUUUUUAGGUUCUCAGUGCAGGGUUCUGAUGGGACAAUUCCUGGCCCAAAACUGGCCCGUCUCCUGAGGUAUCAGCUUGUGAAGGAGAAAACAGAUUAUCUGCUCUUCAAAGUUCUCAGAGUGGACACAGUCAUGUGUUUGCUGAUCUGUUCUGGUCAUGGUCAGUGUGACCCUGUUACUCGAAGUUGUUCCUGUGAUCCUCUAUGGAUGAAAAACCCCUUUAGAUACUUCCUUGAUGAUGAGAGCAACUGUGAUUGGAGUGUACUCUAUGUCAUAAUCUGCUGUGUGGUGGUGAUCAUAUUUCUGGUGUCUUCGAGCUGGGCCUGGUGUAAAAGGAGCAGACGCACAAAAGUAAGAAAGAAAACCAAAUACACAAUCCUGGAUAAUAUGGAUGAACAGGAGAGAAUGGAAUUACGGCCUAGAUACAAUAUCAAACACAGGAGCACAGAGCACAAUUCCAGCCUAAUGAUGUCAGAGUCCGAGAUUGAUAGUGAGCAGGACACUAUCUUCAGUUACGAGAGGACAGAUAGAGCCAGAAAUCGUAUUAAUGGUGCCAUGAUGAAUGGAGACACGUACAGCCUGCGGCCCGUGGAAGGAUAAGACUUUUGAGAGGAUGCUGUAUUUCACAGGGCUGCUUUAUUUUCAGACUGGAGAAUCUUUGCAGGUAACAGAGACGGGCUGAAUGUUUCUAUAGAGCACAGACGUUUGAAUGUAAAUAGCCUUUGUUGUUAUGCAAAGCCUAUUCUUUGCUGGUUGCAGAUUAAUCUUUAUUUUCCUCUUGCCUAAUUUAAUACCAGCUAGUGGAUAAGCACCAAAAACAGCAAUUUAUUUAUUAAUUUUGUAUUCAAAUGCAUGGUUUGGCCUAUAAAGCAAUCCUCUGCUGACACACUGAUUAAAAUAUUAUUAAUGAAAUGACCCUAUUCGAACAUUACGCCUUUACAGUGAUUUGCAUUCGGUAGUUUUACAAAAACACUGAAUUCUGUUUGUGAGGAAAUUUUACUUUAAAAUGGAAUGUAAUGCUAACUGGUUGGUGGCGAUGCUUCCAACCCCUUGUCUGAUGCACUUCUUAAUGAUGUUGGAUAUGAAUUCAGAUUUAAUUAGUCGAAGGAGACAUUUAGCUUGUUUGUCACUGAUGAUUUUAAAUAAAGUGUAAUUGUGUUUACCAACAAGCUGUAGAGGUUUUCUCGAUCAGAUUAAAGUGUUGUUAAAAGUUUUGGACCCUAGCGCUAAACACACAUGAAUCUAUGUUUAAAUACCCAUGUUGUGUUUUCUAUCAACGUUCACUCUGUAUUUAAAAAAACUAGGUAAGGAGUUAAUCCCAAGAAAGAAUUCUGAUUUAACAGCUUCUAUAUUUCAGUGAUGUCAUUAAAUUUUUAUUUGAAAGUAUAAUUAACAGCAAUCCGAUCUGAACUUGUUGGCAACUGUAGCCGAUCUGAAUAAAUAUUAAACUCAACUUCAUUACAAAUGUGGUUUAUUUGAAGCCUUUGCUAGUCAUAACAGCAAUCAUUUAUCAAAGUAAAUUCACAGUGCUUUUUGAUUUUUUUGUGUGAGAUUGUGAUGAAUGUGAUAUUUGAGAAUCAAAAUCACAUUUAUGGAAAACAUGUAGCGAUACACUGAUUCGGCAAAUUACAUUUACUUAAGGAUAAUAGAAUUAUUCAGAUAUUAAAAACAGAAGAAAGAAAUACACUUUACAGAUCCAUUACACUUUUUGAAUGAACACAAUAUUUCCCCAGAACAUAUAUUUUUAACACUCAUAUCACAGUCAUUUGAUGUUUUAUAUUAGUCCAUUAAUAAUUACUGUUUGAUAAAUCAAUUAAUUACAUUUUAAGGAAGUAAAAAUUUGUAGAAAAAUAUCCUUAUCACAACAAUUACAAUUUUCACAACACUGUUAGCCAUGCAAAAUGCAGAAACACAAUCUACUCUGAAUUAUACACAAUUGAAUAGCAAUUCAUUUUUUUUAUUAAAACAUCUUGUGCAUUUUCACUGUAAAUUUUACUUUCUUAAAAGACAGAGGGAUUCUGAACAAGUUUACAAUAUAACGCAGUAUAUUAAGCGGCAGAAGUGAGAUCAAGUACACAAGUAUUUAAGUGCUAUAUGCUGGAUAUAAAAAGUUAAUAUUCACUGCUCACAACCAGACACACAGUGAAAAUUCGUAAUAUCUAAAUUCCAACUACUGCUUCAAUGUUUUUUUUCCCUCGUUCAAAACAGUGCUUUUCAUUUGGAACAUUAAUGAAUCCCUGUAAUACCCAUUUAUUUAAGUUGAAACAAAAUGAAUGGUUUGCAUCACAAUACUCUAAUUACUGGUAAGUGCAUGACUUUUAAUUUUAUUU
Silurus meridionalis is the source of this 5031-nucleotide messenger RNA. RefSeq names its product KIAA0319 ortholog. NCBI's taxonomy places the organism in Eukaryota, Metazoa, Chordata, Actinopteri, Siluriformes, Siluridae. Bases 155 to 3301 code for a protein of 1048 amino acids. The record is from RefSeq and is a predicted model, not a curated record. The transcript has 21 exons. Gene Ontology annotation, cellular component: plasma membrane; cytoplasmic vesicle.